Messenger RNA from Belonocnema kinseyi, 606 nucleotides. Its product is annotated as pheromone-processing carboxypeptidase KEX1. The record is from RefSeq and is a predicted model, not a curated record. Lineage: Eukaryota; Metazoa; Arthropoda; Insecta; Hymenoptera; Cynipidae. The coding region runs from base 1 to 606 and encodes 201 amino acids. The transcript has 3 exons.
AUGGAAAUUCGGCUCAUAUGCCAGUUCUUACUAGUCUUAAUUUCUGCAAAAUUUGCAAGUUCGGAUGAAAGGGACAUUGAUGAAAAUGAAGGGAAAUUCAGAGAAGAAGUCACAACAGAAAAUACUGCAGUUGCCACUACAGAAUCAUUGAGGCAGUCGAGAUGGUAUCGUGGUUACGAUGCUGAAGAAAACGAGCGUGGCUAUCAUCACGAUGAUGAUGAGCAUGACGACGAUCACGAUGAAGACGAUGAUGAUGAUCUCGACGUCGACGAUAUGGGAGAUAUGGGGGAUUCAAAGGCGAUGGUGGAGCCAAAAGGAGAUGUCUGGGGUGGUUACUACGAUUUCCUCAUAAAUGAGGGCAGUUACAAGUUUUGGGCAGUAUUUCAGCUUGCCACCGCCGCGCUGUUAAUAUACAGCGGUUUCGCAGCAAUUUAUUACGCCAAGGUGAAUCCACCGACAGGUCCCGACUACGAAGACUACUUCCUGAGAAGAAGAAGAAGACGGAGACGAUCUUUCGGUCUCGCCCCCCAAGAAAGAAAUUUCCUGGGCCUUAGACCCGAGAAUUUCCAAAGAAUAAUAGACGCUAUUGCGAAAGAAUUUCACUGA